This is a messenger RNA of Encephalitozoon intestinalis ATCC 50506, 342 nucleotides long. RefSeq names its product 60S ribosomal protein L35A. Gene Ontology annotation, cellular component: ribosome; cytosolic large ribosomal subunit. The record is from RefSeq and is a predicted model, not a curated record. The coding region runs from base 1 to 342 and encodes 113 amino acids. Lineage: Eukaryota; Fungi; Microsporidia; Unikaryonidae. The transcript has a single exon. Gene Ontology annotation, molecular function: structural constituent of ribosome. Gene Ontology annotation, biological process: cytoplasmic translation; ribosomal large subunit biogenesis.
AUGUCUAAACCAAUAAUGAGUGAAGAGGUGUUGAGCCGUACAACGAUCCCUGCAACAUUUGUUUCCUUCAAGAGAGGGCUGAGGAGACUUCAUCCAAGAUAUGCUCUUCUGAAGAUCAACAACGUGGGAAGCAAGAUUGAGGCUGAGAAGUAUGUGGGCAACGGAGUUGUCUGCUUCAAGACAAGCACUGAAGGGGAAAAAUACCCUGUCCAUGGAGUAGUAACCAGGAUACACGGGAAUUCUGGAGCGGUCCGUGCUAAAUUCACAAGGAACUUGAACCCAAAGCAGCUCGGGACCCAUGUGUUUGUCAAGCUCUACAAGGUUGAGGCCGAUGAGAUAUAA